Prorocentrum cordatum is the source of this 573-nucleotide messenger RNA. The record is from the annotation of a GenBank genome assembly. Lineage: Eukaryota; Dinophyceae; Prorocentrales; Prorocentraceae.
AUGAACGGCGCCUCCUUGAAACUCGUCCCGGGCGAGCACAAAGGCGGUCCGAAGCCGAGGCGCGGCGGCAUGGCCGAGGGCACCUGGCAGCACGCCAGGCUGGGGGAGAUCCGGGGUCGCCUGCUUGAGGAUUCUGGGACGUGGAGGUCUUGGACGUCGUCAUGGCCUCCCUGCCUGGAGCCUGCCGCAAGGAGGGGCCUCAAACACUUCGCGCCCCUCGAUCGGCGCUGGCCUCUCGUCUCGGAGUUGGACCUGGACUCUGGCAGGGAGCGCGCCUCCGCUCCAAACGGCGGAUCGGCCCAUGGCAGCUUGCACCCCUGCGCGGGCCGUUCUUCUCCCGAGAGUGCGCGCCCGGUGGCGCUGGACGGCGCCCAGGCCGUGCCGCUCGAGGACUGCCCUUCCGAGCGGCAGCUCUCCGCGGGUGCGCAGGCCGCGAGGCCGCCGUCCACCGGGACGCCUUCCGUGAGGCCGCUCUCCACGGGGACGCAGUCCGUGAGGCCCACGGAGCAGCCAGCCCAGCCCCAAGGGGACGAGUCCGCCGACCUCCCUCCUCUCGGGGCGGCCCCCUCAUAG